ACUACUCAAUUGACAUCCUGAGUCUCCUGAGUAUCCCUGGCUUGCGCACCGGGCGUGCCAUGAAACAAGGAGGCGGCCAUCGAGUCGUCGCAGAUGCAGACGCCCGAGGAGGAUGUGUUGUCUGCAUAUGCUGUAUAGCCGUCCAUAUGUGUCGUCGUCCAGAGCAAUGCACGGCACGAUAGCAGACGGCGUGGUUGUCCUGUACGGUGGUUCAUCAAUGGUGGAAGGUUCCCGACAAAGAGAUCGGCGCUGAACCGGAUGUCUGACAUUGUGAAACUCACCGGGGAGUCGCUGCAGCAGAAGCCGGUAUUGUCGGGCUGUCCCGCCUCCUGCCGCAGUUCAUCCCCUUUCGUGCCUUGCUGCAGAAGUGCCAGCUGUCCAAUUCAUAAAGCGCUUGCUGCGCCCGCCCAAUUUUGACUCACCCAAUUCCACCAUACGUGUCCACUCCACCCCAAUGUAGGCUGCCAUCGCAGCUAAGUCCAUCCAACAUGGACGUUCUCUCCGCAUCUUCUCUUUCACUCCACAACGACCUCUCUCUCAACAACAUCAUGUCAUCACCCGACUCCUCCUCCACCUACCUCAAAAUGGAAGACCUUCACACCACACACUCCACAUCACCAGCGCCUUCGGCAUUCGACGACUCUCUCUCCACAUCACAGUCUUCACCGGCACCCGUCGUCGUUCAUUCACGGCAGGCCAAGAAGCGGAAAUCAUGGGGACAGGAACUACCCGAGCCAAAGACGAGUCUACCACCGCGCAAGCGCGCAAAGACCGACGACGAGAAGGAGCAGCGCCGCAUCGAACGCAUCAAGCGAAAUCGCGCGGCUGCGCACAACUCGAGGGAGCGGAAACGACAAGAGACCGAGACACUCGCCGUGGCACUUGCACGUGCGAAUGCGGAACUACAAGCAUACAAGAAGUUGCAUGGACCUCUGCCGAGCAACAUUGUCCUCCCGGAGAUUCAAGUCCGGAAUGAGAGCCCGGAAGCACAAACACCUGUCCCAUCACUGGUCGACGACAACUCAUAUCCGAGUCCAGCGUCACCCGAUGACAGCAUCUUCCACCCAACCACAUCCAUCAAACAAGAACCUCUCGACCACCCCACUUUCUCACUCAACUCCCUCCCACCAGCCUUUGACACCCUCGACGCCAAACCGUCAUCGUCGUCUCUGCUCUUGCCGCUCGACCCGACACAACAUUCUGCAGCAAUGUUGUGCGACCUGCAGUGUCGGUCCAGCCUCAAGAGCAGCAGCACGACCACGACGACAAACUCGCCGCCUCCCUCCUGGUGGACGCAGCUCUUUCUCCACCUUCUGACUGGUCAAAUUCUGACCUGCUACCGAAUCCUUAUGGUGGCCCUCUGGACAAUUUCGCCUUCGCGGAUGGCGCGCUUGAUGGCAGCUUCAACGCUCCGCUCAACUUCUCGUUCGACGAUCUCAUCGACGACGCCGCUUCUUUUGCGGUCGACGCGCAGGCGUCUGGCGCUGUGUAAUACGGCGACGGGCCUGCGCGCACCGCGAGAGGGUGCUCUCACUGCACUUCAGCGACGGUCGCUUGGGAGAGAUCGACGAGUGGCGAGGUGUGAGCGAAGUGGGAGGCAGGUUCAAGUCAGUCGGACAACACGGGCGGUGUUCUUGGGGUCAUCGGAGGAUCAAGGCGUUGGGGAUGAUGGUAACGAACAGCAUGGCGUUGGUCAUGGUGGUGAUACUACUUGACGGAUGGGGUGUUUGGGUAUAGGCAUAGACUUGUACCAUCAUCUUGAUGUUGCUUCAGUAGAGAUCCAAAUCAAAAGUUGAAUACUCUCUG
Molecule: messenger RNA, 1806 nt
Organism: Zymoseptoria tritici IPO323
Lineage: Eukaryota; Fungi; Ascomycota; Dothideomycetes; Mycosphaerellales; Mycosphaerellaceae
Exons: 2
Coding region: 489-1715 (408 amino acids)
Biological process (GO): positive regulation of transcription by RNA polymerase II
Molecular function (GO): DNA-binding transcription factor activity, RNA polymerase II-specific
Source: RefSeq, a predicted model, not a curated record